AACGGUUUUCAAAGUGUUUGAAUAUCAGAAUUUGGCACUUCGCCCUCUACGAGGGCAUAAAGCCACAAGGAACAAGAAGAAGAAGAAGAAGAAUGUCAGAAGUGAAGACUCACCACGUGAAUCGUCUAUCUGUAUCAAUCUGCAUCCAUUCAUUUCAAUUGCUUGGGAAUAGAGAAUAUUGAAAUUUUAGAAUUCUACGUUUUAUUGUAACAGUGACAAGUUUUAUUUGACCGGUUCAAUGAAUAAAAGAGAUAAAAGUGAUGUGCUUCAGCACGAUUCCCAAAGCGUUGAAAAAGAUAUUAUUUUAAUAUCCGAUAGUGAAGAUGAGGAUACUAGUCAUUACUUCCAACAAGCACAUGAACGAUGGAUUAUCGACGGCAGUGAUGAAAGUGCUCAAGAUGAUGGGAACAAUAUCGUCUGCGAAAAUACUUCAAGGGAUUCAGAGCUCGAUGAAAGCUUUCCAAAAUCAAGAAGUAACAAUGGACGUGUAGUUAAACCAUUAUUUGAUGACAAAAGUGAUGAAGAAAAUGUUAAUUAUACUGUAAGCGAUAAUGAUAGUGUGCAUGAUGUUGAACAUAACAAUGGACAUGAAAUUAACAAUGAUUCUGACAAAUUAAAUAUGCAUGUUUUUGAAAAUGAAGAUAGUCCAUCUAAUGAUAAGCCAAAGAAAAAAAAUGAUAGUGUAUCCUCAAGCACUUCUGAAGACUCUUAUAGUAAAUCAGCAUCAAAUCUUAAGAAGGAAAGUCCAAUACAAGAUAAGUUUCCUGAUCUUGCUAUGUCAUUUGCAAAAGAAGAAAUUGGUGUUGGUAAUGUAGAUCCAGUUAUUGCACAAAGAAGAGCAAUGUUAGUUUGUAAUAUGGAACAAAUCAAAAGUCAACUGACUAAAUCCAAGUUACUAUUGAGUGCUGCCAAUCUUAAUUUACUGCCUGAUGGAGGAGAAAAGUUGCGGCAAAGUAUAUAUUGUCAAGAAGAAAAAUUGGCAAAACUAACAGAUGAACUAAAGAAUUUGCCUUUGACAAAACCAAUGGCUCUUCCUCAGUCUGAAAGUAUCGCAGGAACAUCUAGCCAGAUUCAUUCUAUAAAGAAUUCCUUGAAACUGGAGGUAUUACCUCCAACAGAUAAACUACUUGGCAAAAAAGCUCAGGAAACUUUGGAUCGAGAACGUACAUUGACCAUAGAAAGACUGGAAGAUCUUCACGCAUCCCUUGUACGACGUCCCACAGACGAUCAGGCAGCGACUGAUCCAAGAGGACUGAAAGUUUCUUUAAUGUCUCAUCAACAGCAUGCUCUUGCUUGGCUUCUCUGGAGAGAGCAGCAAAAACCUGCUGGUGGAGUAUUAGCUGAUGAUAUGGGUUUGGGCAAAACACUAACAAUGAUUGCAUUAGUGAUGGCAUCAAUGGCACAAGAUAAACCUGAUGAUGAUGAUGACGAUGAUGAUGAUGAUGACGAUUAUAAAUCGAUAUUGCAUAGAGGAGGAACACUUGUUGUUUGUCCACCUUCUUUGUUGUCGCAAUGGGAGGGGGAGGUGAAUAAUCGGUGCAAGCGUGGAAUCCUAUCCGUAAAGAUUUACCAUGGAAACGAUCGAGAAACUAUUUCAAAACGACUGGCACGAAAUGAUAUGGUUAUAACCACUUAUCACCUAGUUUCCAGAGAAUAUAAAUCCCAUUCUGUACUUUUUAAGAUUAAUUGGAAGAGAGUGAUUCUUGACGAGGCACAUGUAAUAAGAAAUCACAAAAGCCAAAUAUCAGAGUCUGUUUGUAAUCUCGUAGCACGUAGGCGUUGGGCAUUAACAGGGACACCGAUUCAGAAUAAAGAAACGGAUAUGUAUGCUAUCCUUAAAUUUCUGAAGUGUUCUCCAUUUGAUGAUCUGCGAGUAUGGAAGCGCUGGGUGGACAAUAAAAAUGCAAGUGGACAACAAAGAUUAGCCACGGUCAUCAAAAGUUUAAUGUUGCGUAGAACGAAGCAAGAGUUGCAAGCUAAAGGCUGCUUAAAUAAUUUGCCAGAUAAAUGUCUUGAAUUGGUAGAAGUAAAUCUCGAUCCGGAAGAACAGUUGGUCUACGAAAAGGUUCUAGUAUAUUCAAGAACCCUUUUUGCACAGUUUCUUUCACAAAGAGCGGAAAAGGACCAUACGAAUGAACUAAAUGCUGGGAAAUAUGAUAAACCAUACUUCAUGUCAAAAUGUAAAACAACCCAAUUCACAAAAGCACAAGAUCAAUUGCUCAGUCUUCAUGCGGAUGUUAAGGCUCACCAGAUUUUGGUACUUUUAUUAAGAUUACGACAAGUUUGUUGUCAUCCAGCUUUGAUACAUGCCAUGUUAGAUCAAGAGGAUGUUGAGCAGAAUGGUAUCAUUGAUAAUGAUGGUGUGGAUACGGAUUUUCUUUCGAAAGUGAAUAAUCUUACGAUAGAUACUAUGAAUGAUAGGGAUGAGGAUAAAGACAAAGAAGUUGGAGUUGACGAAAGAGUAGUACAAAACUUGCUUACUUCAAAAAAUCCAGUUUUUAAACCAGAGCGUCAGAGUUCAAAGAUGAGGAGUGUACUUACCAUGGUACAAGAAAUUAUAAAUAAAGGGGAUAAAGUUAUCGUUGUGUCACAAUGGACUAGUAUGUUGAAUGUUAUGGCAAUGCAUCUCAAUAAUUUAAAAGGGGCCACUUAUAGAAUAUUCUGUGGAUCUGUCGCUGUAAAAGAUAGAGAGGAAAUAGUAAACGCCUUCAAUGAGGAGAAUGCUGAUCCGAAAAUUCUGUUGUUA
Messenger RNA from Cephus cinctus (wheat stem sawfly), 2746 nucleotides. It is a transcript of the gene lds, whose product is annotated as transcription termination factor 2. NCBI's taxonomy places the organism in Eukaryota, Metazoa, Arthropoda, Insecta, Hymenoptera, Cephidae. The record is from RefSeq and is a predicted model, not a curated record. Gene Ontology annotation, molecular function: ATP-dependent chromatin remodeler activity; ATP binding. The transcript has 10 exons. The annotation marks the transcript as partial.